UUGUUUAUCCGGUCACACGGAGAAGGUGAACCAAACCAAUCCAUAUAUCAAAAGAUAUAGCUGUCAUCCUCUGUCUUCUUCGUUCAAAUUACAGUACUAGCUGUGUCUAUUUUGUCUGUUCAAGCCCAUUUGAUUGUACUGUCUCUCUCAGUCUCACCCACAUUUCCUUUUCUAUCUCGUCUUUUUUUGAGUUCUAUUUUGUUCUUUUCCAUUAGUUCUAUGAACUCUGUCAAUCAAUAAGUUGGCCUAAUUAAUUAAUUAAUUAAUUUUCUUUUGUGUUACUAUCAAUUUAGUUAAUAAAAUGCUGGUCUUGCAACGUUUUGCUGCGUGAUGUGUACCCAUUUGUUUCUUUUCUUUCCUUUUCAUUAUUCUAAAAUCAAUGGUUUUGGGUUGAGAAGCUCAUGAUAUGACCUGGGUUGCUACUGCAAAUCUUUGGCCCUACUUGUUCAGAGUUGAUAUUUCCAUUGAUUUUGAAGUUACUUUUCUGCUUGUUACAAUCCCUUCCAGGUUUCACUAUCUCAACUCUCAGUUCUUUUCCUAUUAGGCGUUUUUAGUUCCGCUCUUCACAUAAAAAAUCUCAACUUUGCUCUCCUUUUAUAAUCUGGGUUUUACAUAUUCUGUUGAAUUUGAACUUGAUUUUGGAAAUGGUGAAUCGUGGGAAAUCAAAAUUGCUCAUAUGGGUUUUUUCAAUAUUGUGUUUUCUAUGUGUUUCUUUAGGAUAUAAUCCUGCAGACAACUAUUUGAUAGAUUGUGGAUCCUCCACAAAUAAAUCAGUUGGAGACCGUAUAUUUGUAUCUGAUAAAUUUUAUUCCAAUCUUCUUUCAAGUUCAGACAUCACUUUUGCCAAUGCCAGUUCAAGUCCUACUCAAUCUGCAUAUGACCCUUCUCUCUUCAAAACUGCAACGAUAUUCAAUGAAGCAACCGACUACACCUUUCCAGUCAAAAAAUUGGGAAGACAUUGCAUUCGCCUAUAUUUUUUCCCAUUUGUGUUUAGCAACUAUAACCUAAGCACUGCAAAAUUUUCUGUUUCUGCAGAAAAUUUCACUCUCAUAAAAGAAUAUCAACCAAAGAUUGCUCCUUUAGUUAAAGAAUACUCUUUCAAUGUAACUUCUGAUAAGCUAGUUCUUACUUUCACUCCUUUUGCCAAUUCAUUUGCUUUUGUAAAUGCUUUAGAAGUUUUUUCACUUCCAGAUGAGCUAAUUCCUUUGGGUGCCACUACCAUUAGUCCUCAGGGGAACUACCAAAGUCUGCAGAAUCAGGCAUUAGAAACCAUCGAGAGGGUUAAUAUGGGAAAUCAAACUGUUUUUCCUCAAAAUGAUUCACUGUGGAGAUAUUGGGUGUCUGAUGGUGAGUAUCUUACACACACUAAUAUAGGAAAGUUUGUAUCUAACGUCAAAGCUGUGAAUUUCACUAAAGGAGGGCCAACAGAGAAUAUUGCUCCCUCCUCUGUCUACGGCACUGCCACUGUAUUGAAUUCGGAGAAUGAUCCUAAUACAAAUGCUAAUGUAACAUGGCUUUUUGAUGUUGAUCCUGGUUUUGAUUAUCUGGUUAGGUUCCAUUUCUGUGAUAUUUUCAGUUUGUCAUUGUCAAGAUUCUACUUCAAUAUUUAUCUAGGUUCCUCUUCAGUUAUUCAAUAUUUUGAUCUUCUUAAUCGGACAUCAAAUAUUGGUACUCCUUAUUUUCUUGAUGUGAUCACAAGGGUAAGUGGGAGUCGUAUGCUAAAUGUUAGCAUUGGUCCUUCUAAAGAUAGUCCUUACCCAAAUGCCAUUCUUAAUGGGUUGGAGAUGAUGAAAAUAAGCAAUUCUAAGGAUAGUCUUGAUGUCUUAGACUCUAUUUCCUCGAAAAGUUCAAGGACAAAAGUCAUUCUAGUAGUAGGCUUGGCUGUUGGAUUGUCUAUCAUUUGUGUUUUGUCUUUAGUUCUCUUUCAGCUACAUAGAAGGAGAAAGCUUGUAAACUUAAGCCAUAUGAGGGCAGAUGAUCACUUUAGCAUGAAUGGAGGAGAUACCAUAUUUUCCACUUCAAAAUUUGGUUACCGCUUCCCACUUGUGGCUAUUCAAGAAGCUACUGAUAAUUUCAGUGAAAGUUUGGUUCUUGGAGUUGGUGGUUUUGGUAAGGUUUACAUGGGAGUUUUGAAAGAUGAGACAAGAGUAGCGGUGAAAAGAGGGACUUCUCAAUCACAAGGCAUAGCAGAGUUCCAAACUGAGAUUGAAAUGUUGUCUCAAUUCAGACACAGACAUUUGGUUUCUCUGAUUGGAUAUUGUGAUGAAAGAAAUGAGAUGAUCAUAAUAUAUGAGUACAUGGAGAAAGGGACUCUCAAGGAUCAUCUCUAUGGCUCAAAUCAUCCGAGCUUAAGUUGGAGGCAACGGCUUGAGAUAUGCAUUGGGGCAGCAAAAGGACUUCACUAUCUUCAUACUGGCUCAACAAAGGCGAUAAUACACCGUGAUGUAAAGUCUGCAAACAUAUUAUUAGAUGAAAAUUUUAUGGCCAAGGUUGCUGAUUUUGGCCUUUCAAAGACUGGUCCUGAAAUUGAUCAGUCACAUGUUAGUACAGCAGUGAAAGGAAGCUUUGGAUACCUCGAUCCGGAGUACUUAAUCAGACAACAACUAACAGAGAAAUCUGAUGUUUAUUCCUUUGGAGUAGUUAUGUUUGAAGUUCUUUGUGGAAGAACUGUUAUCGAUCCAUCGCUGCCAAGAGAAAAGGUAAAUUUAGUUGAAUGGGCAUUGAAAUGUCAAAGGAGAGGGCUACUGAAAGAAAUUGUGGACCCUCGUCUUGAAGGUCAAAUAAAACCAGAAUCUUUGAAGAAGUUUGGAGAGAUAGCAGAGAAAUGUUUGGCAGAAUGCGGCAUUGAUAGACCUUCGAUGGGAGAUGUGUUGUGGAAUUUGGAGUAUGCACUUCAAAUUCAAGGGACUGAAGAGAAAUCUAGCCAGUAUAGUGAGCAGACUGGACAAUUUAAUCGCGCCAAUAGCUUUGAGGCUAGUGUAUCUGCUGCACAAGUCAGCAUAGGAAGUAUAGGGGAUAUUGCUGGUGUUUCAAUGAGCAAAGUUUUUGCACAAAUGGUGAGAGAGGAAAUGAGAUAGACUUGCAGUGAAGCCAAGCCGUAUACUCUACAACAAAGUACAAGCUAUCACUCUAUCUAAUCAUAAAUACUGCAAAAACUGAGAUUAGAAAUGUAUAAUGUACAGGAGUGAAUUCAAAUUUGUUGCUAGUUUGGCUGCAAUUUUUUGGAAUUAGUUAGGUUUAUUUGUAUCCAUUAGCCUAUUUGUGUUUCUAGUUGUUCUUGAUUUCAGAUUUGUGCUCUUAUAUGUGACCUAUUCUUUAUUUGGGAAAGAAUUUCCUCUCUUGAUGUGUGAUCAUCCUGAUUGCAUAAA
Messenger RNA from Jatropha curcas, 3368 nucleotides. RefSeq names its product Protein kinase superfamily protein. Gene Ontology annotation, cellular component: plasma membrane; plasmodesma. Gene Ontology annotation, biological process: protein autophosphorylation. The record is from RefSeq and is a predicted model, not a curated record. Gene Ontology annotation, molecular function: transmembrane receptor protein tyrosine kinase activity; ATP binding. Lineage: Eukaryota; Viridiplantae; Streptophyta; Magnoliopsida; Malpighiales; Euphorbiaceae.